AAAGUAUUGUAUGAACAUUUUGACACAAAAUUGAUUCCAUAGACUUCCGGUGACACACUGAGACUGGCUGGAGUUCUCAGACAGUCCCCCCAGGAUUCCGCGGGCCUUUUUUGUGAUUGUUGCUGGCUAAAAUGUCUGAUGUUGCGGGGUUUUUCCCAAAAAUUGCGAUGAAAGUUGUGGUGUUUUUUUUUAGGUUUUUGUUGCGAUUACAUUGCUGGAGGAAGUGAAAGUUGCGAGAAAUUGUUGCGAUUUUCUCUUUUUGUGAUUAAAAUAGAGUGAUAUAUUAAAUAUUAAGUUAUUACUGAAAAACCAUUGAUUAAAAAAUCAAAGACACUGAGAAAUGGUCCUAUAAACAACUUUACCAAUAUUACCAGGACUACAAAAAUGCAGAAAAUAGGCUUUACUUAUCCAAAUGCACCUGUUGGUUCAAAAGUUAAAGUGCAGAGAACCUCACAGCACAACAUGAAGUUACCUUAAAAUAUAAUAUAAAUGCCUCAGCUUUCAUGUAAGAAAAAAAACUAUUAAUACUAGUACUGUGUGCAGGCAGUCUCUCCUGAAGACUAAAUUAAACAAUAAUUAUAAACUAAUAAAAUAAAUGCCUCAGGCUUCAUAGAAGAAAAAAAACAAUUUGAACAGAAUCUCACAGUAUGAUGCUGAAGCUGCCUAAACAAUGGAAAAUAAAAUACCAUUUUGGCAAAAAUGUUGGCAUCCAUUAAUUUCUUGUAUUAAGUAAAAAUAAUAAUGUAAAGUGCACACAGUGCUUCACUGUAAACAUAACACACUUUCAGUAACAGAAUUUAAGCCUACAUAAACACUGACUCGCACAUGCAGUGUUGCCAGAUACUGCUGACGUUUUCCAGCCCAAAAUAUGUUCAAAAACCGCACAAUCUGGCAACACUGCGCACAUGCUGCUUCUCUUGAACGUCUACACGGAAGUAAGGCGGAAGGUAGUUUGUCGACGUCACCAACGAUUGGUCAAAUUUGUGGGAAAGUUGCGGUGAUUGGAUAUAAUUGCAACACUGCCCUGAAUUCGUGGGGAUUGGUUGAAUUUGCAUUGAUGUUGCAAAUCGCAACAUCGUGAAAUCCUGGAGGGUCUGACUAUUCACUGUUUUACUGCAGAAGGAUAUUACCCAGCAUGCUUUGCACAUGGAAUCAGAAUAAAAAUCAAUGUAUGAAAUAAAGAAAUAUCGGUAUGGUGAUUCAGAUAAAUUGAUAUCAUGGAUGGAUGGAUGGAGAAGGCCAGAGAAAGCUACAUUUUGUGUCUGUAGACCUGGAGAAGGCAUAUGACGGAGACAGAAAGCACAACUUUAUUCAUCACACACUUGUGAAAUUCCUCUCUGCAUUUAACCCAUCUGAAGCAGUGAACAGCCAUGCUAACAGCGCCCAGGGAGCUCAAGGGCCCCUCAGCCCAAGGCCGUCCCAUAUUAACCUAACCGUAUGUCUUUGGACUGUCAGGGAAACCCACGCAGACACGGCGAGAAUGUGCAAACUCCGCACAGAAAGGCUCCCGCUGGCCGCUGGGCUCGAACCUAUAACCUUCUUGCUGUGAGGCAACCGUUCUAACCAUGACACCACCGUGCCGCUCUCGUGCUGAGAGAUGAGUGAUGGUAUUGUACGAGAAAGUGUGGAGUGAACGAGAAUUAUAUCAGAGUGGUGCAAGACACGAAUGAGAGCAGUGAAACAGCAGUGAGGUGUGCAGUUGGACUUCAUCAAGGAUCUGCUUUGAGUCCUUUCUCGUUUGCCAUAGCGAUCAAAGUGAGGCAAGAGUCACCAUGGAACAUGAUGUUUGCGGAUGAUAUUGUGAUAUCUGGUGAAAGAAGAAAGUUGGGUUUGGAGAGAUGGAGUAUGAGAUGUACAUGAUCGAGCGCAAUGCAGAGAGAACAUCUUCGGCUGGAAGACUCCUCUAUGACAUAUUUAUUAAUUUCCCGGAGCAGCCAGUGGUGUGGCGUGAGAUCACCGUAAUCACAGCAGCAUUGAGGAACGACAGCCAGGACAAGCAUGCACAGUUCCUCAAAGGUGUGUUUGAGACUCUCCCAGGCCCUGUGCAGUGUCAGAUGCUUUUGAAAGCCACUGAACAGUGUUUUAACACACUGGAGAAAGCAGAGAUGCAUCUGCUGCUGCUGAAGAGAUUCCCAGAGUCUGUAGUACAGCAUGGGGUGAGUUUGGGAGAGUCCCUGCUGGAGGCGGAGAAGAUGCAGGAUUUGGACACACCAGUGAACUGUUACAGGAAACUGUUUGUAUGUGAUGUCCUGCCUUUGAUCAUCAAUAACAUGGAGAUGCGGCUUCCUGCCAGUCUGUUGCACAAGUACAUGCACAAAGCGGCCGAGUUUUACAUCGGCUACGUGACCCGAGGCCCAUGCGCCGAUGCCCAGAUACCGGGACCUCAGGAAGGCGGAGGCCUGAAGUCUCCGGGAAAGGGGCGGGGCCAGCGCGGCGCGAUUGACGGCUUGUCAGAGAAGUCGUCCUUGGUGGCGGAGCCAUGGGAGAGGCUGCUGGAGAUUGUUGGGUCGGUGGGGCUGAGGUGCGAGUGGCAGGGAGAGAAGGGCACCAGGACAUACUCGGAGCUCUUGCAGCGGGUGAAGGAGUUGUGCCGCUAUUUGCCUGGUCUGGAGGGCGAGACGUUCUCUCGCUGCUGUGCUCAAAUCGUCACGUGUUCCACACUCGUGCUCUUCCGGAGUGCACACUUCUACAUCUCCACAGUGCAGCCCUCUCUCUUUCAAGGUCAUAACUCUCUAGGUUCGACUCCAUGGGUUCUGGUGGAGGAUCUGUCGAGUGUGUUUAACGACAUCGAGCCCGAGAGACCGAGCGGAAAACACGCGCACAAAAAACGCAAACUUGCAGACGGGCGCGAGAAAACCAUGAGCUCUGACGACGAGGACGCUCUGGGUAAGGGACGAGGAAGACACAUUUUGCUGAAUAAGACCGAAAUGCCGGCUUGGGCCGAGACGUUAGAGCAUUUCAGAACGGCGCGAGACAGCUGGGACCUCUUGCACUCCCACGAGACUCUGGAAUCGGAGUUCAACAAGAUCUGCGCGGCAUGGAAGACGGAAAGUUGGCUUUGGUUCCGGAUAUUUCUCACCGAUAUGAUCAUGCAUCAGGGUCAGUACAGGAAAGCUCUGUCCAGUCUCGUGCAGUUGUCAUCUCUUCAGCCCCAGCAGAGCCAGAACACACACACGUCAACCUCCAGCCUGGAGACACACAGAGCCUUAAUCCAGCAAGCAUCAUGUCACUACGCGCUCGGGGAGUACCGGCUGGCCUGUGAGAAGCUGUUGGAGGUUGUAAGUGGGCUGGUGCCACAAAACCAGGAGGCAACAAAAUCCAAUGAGGAGCAGAACCGAGGAAGAAACAAAGCGAAGAAAAGCAGUGACUUGAGGCUUAUUCCAUGCACCAGCAAAGACGUUCUUCCCUUCUGUCUGCAGCUGAUGCUGGCCUGCUUCAAAUUCCGAGCGUUCACAGAGGGCAGCAGAGAUGACCUGUCUCUCGGUCACGUCAUCGUCCUGCUGCAGCAUGAUUGGCCACAGGGAGAGACUCUCUUCCUGAAGGCGGUCGACAAAAUUUGUGACCAGGGCAGUUUUCAGUACGAGAACUUCUUCAACUACGUCACCAAUAUCGACAUGUUGGAAGAGUUCGCAUACCUCCGUACGACGGAAGGUGGGCGGGUCCAACUGGAGUUACUGCCCAAUCAAGGGAUGCUUAUUAAGCAUCACACUGUGACUCGUGGCAUUACAAAGGGUGUUAAAGAAGAUUUCCGGCUGGCCAUGGAGCGCCAGGUGUCUCGCUGCGGAGAAAAUCUACUCGGCGUGCUCCAUCGAUUCUGCAUUAAUGAGAAAAUCAUCCUCAUCCAGUCUUUACCCUGAGCUUGGACACUUCUUCAUGGAAAAAUCCACCCUGAAUAAACUCUAUAUUAAGCUUUCUGAUUAGCAUGAUCUUGAACGCCACUCAAGAUUUAUUUUGGAAUAAAAUUCUGAGUUGCUCAUUUCUUCGUAUCGAGAGCAGUGCGGCAGCGCUUUAGUCUUUUAAUUUGUCCAGGUCUCCUAGUCGAUACACUCUGCUUAAACAUCUGUUUCCAAAUCUUCAAAACUAAGCCAUGGAGCUGCAUUGUAUUCUGGAACUCCUGAGUCCAGCAGUCGCUGUCCCCACAACGGCAACAUUCGAUUUGUCGUUAAUAUGACAAAAGUUGUUUUUCGGAGCCAACAACAAAAUCUAACCAUGAUCCCAUGCAUCUUGUACACGUAUUUAAUUUGUUUCAGGGAGGAUUUUUCUUUCGACUGCUGCCCUCUGCUCGAAUUUUUACUGAAUUUGCAACAUUUGUGCAAAAACCUUAUUUUUCAACUUGAUACUGUUUACUUUUGACUUUUGUAGGAAUUGUCGAGGUUGAGAGUUGCCUAUUUUGGAUAAGUAAAGAGACCUCAAACAGUAAAGUCUUACUUUUAAUGGGGUAAAGGAAUCUGGUAUAUUUUCCUGUUAAAACUCGUGAAAUUGCAUUUUGCAAAACGUUUGGCUAAUUGGUUGCACUGGUUGCAUCCUGUCCGAUGAAGAACCCCUCCGUGUUCUUAACGUGUUUUUGUUCAAGUAAUUAUAUUGACAGGAAGCUGCGUUGCUUGGGAAUUUCUAUGUUCGGUUAUCGAAUUGACUUAGAAAUCUUUUAAUUUCGGACACAGAACAAUGUUUGGUUUUUUUCUUUUGCUAUGUUUUUCGUAUUAUCAUGACUUUUUUGUAUUUGAGUUGUUAUUCUUGCAUACUUUAUUGUAUAAUUCAUGAAUUUUUAACUAAAUUUCAGACUUGAAAUAAAUAAAUAACCUGCUUUGAACUGAA
This is a messenger RNA of Neoarius graeffei (lesser salmon catfish), 4815 nucleotides long. It is a transcript of the gene ints10, whose product is annotated as integrator complex subunit 10. Gene Ontology annotation, biological process: snRNA processing. The record is from RefSeq and is a predicted model, not a curated record. Gene Ontology annotation, cellular component: integrator complex. The transcript has 17 exons. Lineage: Eukaryota; Metazoa; Chordata; Actinopteri; Siluriformes; Ariidae. The coding region runs from base 1839 to 3857 and encodes 672 amino acids.